CGCCAUGACACGGCAGCGCAGUAGGCCAUCGUCCUUCAACUUCAAGGAACGCGGUGCUGCUCUCCUUCGGCGGUGUGACAUGGCCGCCACCGCGCACACCUAGGACAGUCCAAGUUGUUAGGACUUAACCCAGGAUCACACAUGCAUUCGAGGUGGAAGAACACAACGACUUACAGGAAGUUAAACACUACGACCUAUUCUGCCGCAGCAUGAACAGAGUAUGCUUCUGGCUAUUAUUCAGAAAACUGUAACUGAAAUCUGAAACUACCUGACAAUGUUCAGUGCAGCAAGAUUAACAUCAACACAAGCAAAGUGGUUGUCGGAGAAGCUGCACCAAUGCCUGAUCGUGUCGUGGAUUCCCGAUCUGCACCGGCUGCGGUGAGCUGGAGACGGCGAGCUGAUGCCGCCGCGGCGCCGGUGCCCGCUGUUGCCGAGGAAAAGACACUUAGCCCUCCUACUCCCCACGCUCUCCCGCCACAGAAGACGAGUCCCCUCCACGAGAAGAUCCUAAAGACGGUGGACGAGCUGAAAGGCGACCUCUCCGAGCUUUUCAACCAAUCUCCGGAGGCCAAGCCAAGGACACGAAGGGCGCGCCGUUCAUCGUCUGCUCCAGCUGCUUCACGCUCGUCCAGGUGCCCGCCAAGGUGCGCGACCUGCUCGGCCGUGCUCUUCUACUCCUACCGCGACCUGGACAGGAAGAAGACCGUCGACCAGUGCACGACGGCCGGCUCCUCGCCCGCGCGCCACGUCGGCGCACGGCCGAGCGAGCAGCUACUCCAGAAUGGAGGAAGAGCUGCACGUGUCAAGGACUCGUCCUUCGACACCAUCGUCGCGGCAGGGGAGGAGACGGCGGCGCGGCCACACAGCCACAGCCUACACCGUCUCAUGGAGUACGGCUCGGCGAGCGAGCUGCUGCUGCGGCGCUCCCCUAGCCUCUACGAGUAUGGGAGCUCCAACAAGAGGUCGGUGCCGCCGUCCGACGCGAGCAGGCGGCAUGAGGACAGGAAGGGGAAAGGCUUCUCCAAGGGUUGCGGCGGCAAUAUUCAGUGAUUGUUACUUCCUCUCCAGAGAAUUUGCCAAGGUGGAGUAUGUUCAUGAAUACAGAGAAGCAAAUACUGUAGCUCAGGAGUUGGUGUUCUUGGAAAAAAAUCCAUGACCUUCCUCUAUUGUACCUCUGCAAAUACUGUUGCUCAGCUAUAAAAAUAUGGUACGCCUUUGACGUACUCUUGAAAAAAAAUACUGUUGCUCAGGAGUUGGCGGCAAUAUUGAUGUAACUCAAAAUUGCUCAAAAAGCAGAGCAAAGAAGCCUGAUGCAAUAGUACCAAAACUAAAAACAAUCAGAAUUAACGAAUUCAAACUGAUGCAAUAGUACCAUUUAGUUCUCACGUUUCACAAAUCCAUGAUACAGUCUAGUGACUGGUUAUAGAUGCUGGACGGGGUGCACAACUUAUCACAAGGUCGCCGUCGUCUUCCUUCAUGGCAUUUACAUCCUGCUUGAUCUGCCCGUGCAGCUUCCCGUGCUCCUCCUUGGACUCCUUCCCGUGCUUGACGUCCUCGCCGGCAUUGGCAUGGUGCUUCUUGUCCUUUCUCUUUCUCCUUUGCUGUCUCCGCCGACAUGGUGUUCCUGCGGCGGGAGCCAUCAGUAGCAGCAGAGAAGCCCGUCAAGGCCGUCGUGCCCGGCAAGAAGGACAAGGGCCGCGACGACGAGAAGAAGGACAAGGGCGCCGACGAAGGCGAGAAGAAGUAAGACAACGCGCGUCGAGGUGGCGGGCCCAGGCCCCACCUGUCAACGACUAGACGGUCAUCUUCUUCACGUAUCUUUUUCUACGAGGCAUUCCAUCGAGCAGCUUCUGGGCGGCUGGACACUUGGUCAACUCUUUCGUUUUUCCCGGUCCCGGUCGUGCGAGUCGCCGGGCCUGUUGAGCCAUGCCUACGGGAGCACGGGCGGCGCCUUUCUCGCCGGAAAUACAGCCGCAAUCCAUCGAACGCGUACGCAUACAUGCGUUUUUGGCUUCAAGGAAUACAUCCAUCCAGCCAGGCAACACUGGCCUCCCAAUUUCUGCACUGAGCGCUCUGCCUUCCGUCGAACAGCUUAAGCGCGUGCAAGCUCCGCAGCUGCCUCGCCUCCCUCUGCUUGCCCCGCUGCUCCCGGCGCUCCCACAAGCGUGCCUUGGUCCCCCAGCUUCAUCCUUCAGGCGCCGGGCUCGGAACACCUCGCCGGUCGUCGGGCUGCCGGCGGGGACAGCCGUGGUGGUCGACCAUGGCAACUGUCGGAGGCGCGGGUCCAGACUGAGCAUGGCAACUGGCAGCGUCCGGCGAGGCUAGAGGCGAGCUGCUCAGGGCGAGGCGCGCGUCGCGGGAGCGGGCAGGACGUCCUCUGCGUGGCUGGUUGGAGAG
Molecule: messenger RNA, 2397 nt
Organism: Aegilops tauschii subsp. strangulata
Lineage: Eukaryota; Viridiplantae; Streptophyta; Magnoliopsida; Poales; Poaceae
Source: RefSeq, a predicted model, not a curated record